CGUGCGUGUGAGUGUGCGCGUGUGUGCCUGUCACCGGAAGUCUAUUUAAUUUGUGACUACGUGGAAGAUUCUGCUAGCAUCCCGUCGUCGAACGUCUGCUGAGCGUCAGCCAAUUUCGACACGAUGAUUAAAAAGUUUGACAAAAAAGACGAAGAGUCUGGAAGUGGCUCUAACCCAUUCCAGCAUCUGGAGAAGAGCUCCGUGUUGCAAGAGGCCCGCAUCUUUAACGAGACACCUAUCAACCCGCGAAGAUGCCUGCACAUUCUCACCAAGAUUAUUUACCUGCUCAACCAGGGGGAACAUUUCGGGACCACCGAAGCCACCGAGGCGUUCUUCGCCAUGACCAGGCUCUUUCAGUCCAAUGACCAAACCCUGAGGAGGAUGUGCUACUUGACCAUCAAGGAGAUGGCCAACAUCUCUGAGGACGUUAUUAUUGUCACCAGCAGCCUGACCAAAGACAUGACUGGCAAGGAUGACGUGUACAGAGGACCAGCGAUCAGAGCCCUCUGCAGGAUCACUGACACCACCAUGCUGCAAGCCAUCGAGAGAUACAUGAAGCAGGCCAUCGUCGACAAGGUGCCGAGCGUGUCCAGCUCAGCUUUGGUCUCGUCACUGCACAUGGUGAAGAUGAGCUACGAUGUGGUGAAACGUUGGGUAAACGAAGCCCAGGAGGCAGCUUCGAGUGAUAACAUCAUGGUUCAGUACCAUGCUCUGGGCCUCUUGUACCACCUGAGGAAGAAUGACCGGCUGGCCGUCACCAAGAUGCUCAACAAGUUCACAAAGUCGGGCCUCAAGUCGCCGUUCGCCUACUGCAUGCUCAUCCGCAUCGCCAGCAAACUCCUGGAUGAGACGGAAGGAGGUCACGAUAGCCCCUUGUUUGACUUCAUUGAGAGCUGCCUGAGGAACAAGAACGAGAUGGUUGUGUACGAGGCCGCCUCGGCCAUUGUGCACAUGCCCAAUUGCACAGCCAGGGAGCUGGCCCCAGCCGUGUCUGUGCUGCAGCUCUUCUGCAGUUCUCCCAAAGCUGCACUGAGAUACGCAGCAGUCAGGACCCUCAAUAAGGUGGCGAUGAAGCACCCCUCGGCCGUGACAGCGUGCAACUUGGACCUGGAGAACCUCAUCACAGAUUCCAACCGGAGCAUCGCCACACUGGCCAUCACCACGCUGCUGAAGACUGGCAGUGAGAGCAGCGUGGACCGUCUCAUGAAGCAGAUCUCGUCUUUCGUCUCAGAGAUCUCGGACGAGUUCAAGGUGGUGGUGGUGCAAGCCAUCAGUGCUCUGUGUCAGAAGUACCCCAGAAAGCACAGUGUCAUGAUGAACUUCUUGUCCAACAUGCUGAGAGAUGACGGUGGCUUUGAGUACAAGCGCGCCAUUGUGGACUGCAUCAUCGGCAUCAUUGAGGAGAACCCCGAGAGCAAAGAGACAGGCCUGGCACAUCUGUGCGAGUUCAUCGAGGACUGCGAGCACACGGUGCUGGCCACCAAGAUCUUGCACCUGCUGGGCAAAGAGGGCCCACGCACCCCGCAGCCGUCCAAGUACAUCCGCUUCAUCUUCAACAGGGUGGUGCUGGAGAGUGAAGCCGUGAGAGCCGCUGCGGUUAGCGCUUUGGCCAAAUUCGGAGCUCAGAAUGAUGAUUUGCUGCCAAGUGUCCUGGUUCUAAUGCAGAGGUGCAUGAUGGACAGCGAUGACGAAGUGCGCGACAGGGCCACAUUCUACAUGAACGUGCUGCAGCAGAAGCAGAAGGCACUUAACGCUGCCUACAUUUUCAAUGGCUUGUCAGUGUCCAUUCCCGGUCUGGAGAAGUCACUGCACCAAUACACGCUGGAUCCUUCGGAGAAGCCGUUUGACAUGAAGACUGUUCCUCUAGCUACCACACCUAUCACAGAACAUAAAACAGAAAUCACUCCAGUGUCGACGAGCAAGUUACCGGAGAAGUUGACCCCAUCACGCCAGGAUAUUUAUCAAGAACAACUGGCAGCCAUCCCAGAGUUCCAGGGUCUCGGCCCGCUUUUCAAGUCAGCCGAGCAGGUGCAGCUGACUGAAGCAGAGACGGAAUAUGUGGUGCGCUGCAUCAAACACACCUUUUCCAAGCACAUGGUCUUCCAGUUCGACUGCACCAACACGCUAAACGACCAACUUCUACAGAAGGUUCUUGUGCAAAUGGAGCCUUCAGAGUCCUACGAGGUGCUUCACUACGUUCCCGCCGCCAGCCUCGCGUACAGCCAGCCAGGCUCCUGCUACACGCUAGUGCGCCUGCCCGAUGACGACCCGACAGCAGUUUCGUGUACGUUCAGCUGCACAAUGAAGUACCUGGUCCGAGACUGCGACCCAAACACGGGAGAGCCCGACGACGACGGCUACGAUGACGAGUAUGUGCUGGAGGACCUGGAAGUGACCGUGGCGGACCACAUCCAGAAGGUGCUGAAGCCAAACUUUGGAGCAGCCUGGGAAGAAGUGGGAGAUGAGUUUGAGAAGGAGGAGACGUUCGCUCUAGCGUCCGUGCGCACGCUCGACGAGGCGGUGAAGAACAUUGUCAACUUCCUGGGCAUGCAGCCAUGCGAGCGCUCGGACAAAGUACCGGAAAACAAAAAUUCGCACGUCCUCUUCCUUGCCGGUGUUUUCCGGGGCGGUCACGACACGCUUGUCCGUGCUCGCCUUGCACUGGCAGACGGCGUCACCAUGCAGGUGACGGUCCGCAGCGACGAAGAAACAGUCGUUGACGUCAUCCUGGCGUCUGUGGGCUGAAGUGCAAUCUUUCAUCGUUAAAUGUAAAAUCUGCUACUUAAUUAAUCUGGAGGAGAAAUAAACUGCAUCUACGACAAA
This is a messenger RNA of Syngnathus acus (greater pipefish), 2823 nucleotides long. It is a transcript of the gene copg2, whose product is annotated as COPI coat complex subunit gamma 2. The transcript is spliced from 23 exons. Lineage: Eukaryota; Metazoa; Chordata; Actinopteri; Syngnathiformes; Syngnathidae. Bases 124 to 2745 code for a protein of 873 amino acids. The record is from RefSeq and is a predicted model, not a curated record. Gene Ontology annotation, cellular component: COPI vesicle coat; endoplasmic reticulum; endoplasmic reticulum-Golgi intermediate compartment. Gene Ontology annotation, molecular function: structural molecule activity. Gene Ontology annotation, biological process: endoplasmic reticulum to Golgi vesicle-mediated transport; intracellular protein transport; protein secretion.